UACUAGUAUUCAUAUCAUUUAUAAUGGCGUCAUACAACAAACUGGCAGUAGAUAGUCCGAUAAAGAAAGCCGUUGCAGUUACGUUGGUUAUACUGUUUUUCGUGGAUACGACGGCGGCAUUAUGUAAAACAAAUAGUUAUGCUGUUAAUAUAAAAGGGGAAAUACAGUGCGAAAAGUGCAGAAAAUGUCCGCCAGGAUCGUACGUAUCCAGAGUAUGCGGCGAUUAUGAUAAUACCGAGUGUGCGCAGUGCGACGAUGGUUCAUACAGUACAGGAUGGAGUAGGUUGGGAGAGUGUAAACCAUGCACACGGUGUCCAGCACACCUUGCUACAACCAGGAAUUGCACGAAAACACAGAAUGCAAAAUGUGGGAAAGUAUGUGACCAUGGUUACUAUAGCAACAUAUUAACCGCCGAGUGUGAACCGUGUUCUUGGUGUCUUUCAACUGAUGAAAACAUAUUGCAAACGAGAGUGCCAGAAUGUGUUACACAAAACAUGCCAAGACGCUUUCAGUGUCGCCAUGAUAACACUGUUGAAGGAUGUUCCAACUUAUACAGACUUGAGCAGUAACAUCAGCAGAUACGGUGAUAAGGAUUUUGUCGACUCCGAGCUACCCAAGUUAAGUCACUAUCACUUCUCGGUGCCAUCAGUAGUCUUGUCUGUAAUAGUGAUAUGUCUUAUCACCGUCGUAUUCGCUAUCAUUUCCGCACGUCGAUGUAAGCAAUACAACAACUCAAAGAAGGGAUACGCCAGCAUUGAUGACGUCACCACAUCUGAUUACUUUGCUGCUACAGAAGACGUAAACAUCAACAUUCGCGUAAACCCCUUUGACGCAAGUAGAAUGCCCGAGGACGUCUCGCCCACUGACUACACGAUCUGGGACGCAUCGAACCACGUACCUGGGGCAUAUGCCAAGGACACCGAUAAGUGUGUAGAAAUCAAUUCAUCGAUUUCAAAUUGACUGUAAAAUAUCAGGGAUGUAAGAUAUCGUAUCAAGUUUGAAAUUAGUUAAACGAACUAUAUAUGUGAUGAAGUAACUAAAACACCGACCUUUAUUCUGUUGGUAGAUCAUUCGAAAUAUACCGGUAUAUAUUAUAUUAUUUCCCCUCUGAAGUAUGAGUCGUGAAGAGUGAAGCCUGCUAGAACUUUUGAAAAUGUCAUCAUAACACGUCAGUGUCUACUGGUUCUCUAUGUUCAAUCAUAGAGCUAUAAUUAUUUGGUAACAAAAACAGCACUCUGUGAUAUUAUUGACAGAAAACGUUUUACGAACAGUUCUCUCGAACACAGUUGACCUCGUGUGAAAAUUCAGGAUCACGAAUUAUUAAGCACAAUGCAGUAUAUAUAUAUUUUUAAACCUAUGUUACCGACCUACAAUUGGGGAUAUGGCGUAAUAUUCCAGUCAUAUUAAGCAUUGGAACAAAUGUUGCUGGUAUUCAUGUGUAUGCUUCUACAGUUAGGUAAAAUGAGUUGGUUGAGUGACUGGAUAUUAAAGUUUUUAUAUUUUGUUUUACGUAACCACUCAAAAUAACAAAAAGGUAAACCUUAAUAUUAACUUUCUUAUAUUUGUGUGAUUAAUACAAUGUUGUCCGACAAGGAGAGCUUCUCUGGCACAACUCAGAACGAAAAUAUUUUCCCUAUAUCUAUAGCUACUUGCUAGGUAAGGCUCAUAAGUAAUAAUAUACAGACACACAAUAGUUGAUGUUGUUAAGACCCUGGCCCUGACCAAAAUACGAAUGGCUGAUAACUUUAUUUUUUACAAUAACCACAUAUCAGUUUUCAAAUGACGUGUUUUAUGAUGAAACCAUGUUUAAGUUUGUUUAAUAUGUUUGUAAUUCGAAUGUGAUAAUAAAUAAAGUGUGUAUUUUUGAA
Messenger RNA from Saccoglossus kowalevskii, 1868 nucleotides. RefSeq lists its product as uncharacterized. Gene Ontology annotation, biological process: Rho protein signal transduction. Gene Ontology annotation, cellular component: plasma membrane; cell surface. Gene Ontology annotation, molecular function: death receptor activity; coreceptor activity; nerve growth factor binding. The record is from RefSeq and is a predicted model, not a curated record. Lineage: Eukaryota; Metazoa; Hemichordata; Enteropneusta; Harrimaniidae.